Molecule: messenger RNA, 624 nt
Organism: Ambispora gerdemannii
Lineage: Eukaryota; Fungi; Glomeromycota; Glomeromycetes; Archaeosporales; Ambisporaceae
Source: the annotation of a GenBank genome assembly
AUGCCACAAGUUGUGAUUCUUCCGAGACCGCCGGUCCCGGAAAUUUCAGUUCUAAAGGUCGGGGAAUGCCGGCCCAGAAGAGCAAUAUCUUCAGAUGUUGAGGAUUUCUGCUCCCUGACUGUGCGUGACUAUCGGGUAUUAUCUCCGGAUUAUAAUCAGGAAGAAAUAGAGCGGAAUCUCAACACAUUGAGAUCUAAACUUGAGCAUCCAACCACAGGAGCAGAUGUAAAUCUUUGUAGUUCGCUUAAACAAACUCAAGCAAGAGUAUCAAUCCUUCAGAUCUUGCGAGAUCCUGAAGCAAGCGUGGUUUUAAGCGAUGAUUCGGAUAUCGUAAAAAACUUGGGGCGGCAUCCAGUUGCAGCAGAAUGCAAUGAAUUUGUGGAAAACUUUAAUAAUUCAAACACUUCAAGAGUUAUGAGGAAUAUUUAUCAUGAUAAAAAAUGGAAAUAUGAGUCUGAGUUACUAAAAGUAACAGAACGUAUUCUGGGUACACCAAUGCUGAAAUAUGGAAAAAUCCUGCAUUUGCAACUAGUACACCUCGCAGUCAACAGAGUGAAGGAACCAGAACGACAAAGUAUAGCAAGUGAAACUCGAAGCGAAGUAUCUAGUUCAUCAGCUCGCUGA